UUCCAGUGUUCGCUCCUUAUCGGGCAGUCCUCCAACGGUGAUUCGCUGUCAAGCCCAUCCUAAAGCGAACCCGUGGACGUGCGAGCCGCUGCAGGGUGGCAGAGCAUUCGAUCCCCCCAUCACUUCCCUACACAGUACAAUAUGUGACGGCACCCGCCUCCUGACUGCACCCAGCAGUAGUCCAUGGCUACUUGAUCCUACUGUCUGGUGCGUGCAACUCUACACGUGCAGGUGCUCAGCACCUCCCAUCGUCUGCCGCGCCGCCUCUGCCUCUGCCUCUGCCUCUGCCACCCGUCCAUCUCUUCAUCACGACGUCCUCAAGUACCACGUUCGGCGUCGCUCCCCGCCAUCUUUCCUCGCACAGUACACAGACAUGAUGGCUUCUGAAUCUCGGGCCAGGGAUCGCCCUGCCCGCAAACUGACCAAGAGGCGGCGUGAGUCACGGCGCGUGUCGCUGGACAUUCCCGAGCGCUUCAAGGACGGAGACGAUGCAGACGACGAGGAUGUCAUGGCACCGACGAGACCCGACGGCAUACCCAUAAACCAAUCUCUCUUCUCUCUGAUAGCGAGGGUGGGCCAGCAGUCUCAGACGAACCUUGAGACUAUGCACGAGCUCGACUCGGGCGACAGCGACGAUGAGGGGAAUAAGGACGCUUUGUAUCGCAAUCUGGACGGAGCCGCACGUUUAAGCCGCAUCAGCACCUCCAACCUCUUCCAGAGCCUUCACCACGAUUCGCGUGCUGCCGCUUCGUCGUCAAGUAAACAUCGGAGGCGUCUCUCGGAUCAUAAGCUGCUACGGUCCUUGCCCAAGCUGAAGAUCACAAGCCGAAAGGACGCGCGCUCCGACGAUAUGACAUCUUCGCAGUUGCUUCCCCCUCAACUGACGACAGCCGGCGGAACCACGGACUCGCUCCCUAACAACCCCUCGCGCCAACCUAGAGCCUCUCACGAUCACUCCCGCAAGACGGAGAAGGAUCGCACCGUGGAGCAGAGGACCCCGGGCACUGGCAUGUCGCCGAAAGGCACUCUCCCUCUAGCUGACCGUUUACAACAAAUCUUCGAGUUUGACAGUGUCGAGGACGUCAUCGCCGAAUAUCCGUGCUGGCUACUGCAAAGCAUCCUACUCCAGGGCUAUCUGUACAUCACACAGAAGCAUGUUUGCUUCUAUGCCUACAUCCCGAAGAAGCAUCACGACGUCACUAAGACAGGCUAUCUUGCCAAGCGCGGUCGGUCCAAAUACACCCGAUACUGGUUCAAAUUGAAGGGCGACGUCCUCUCUUACUAUUCUAACCCGGAAGACCUAUACUUUCCACGCAACCGUAUCAACCUCCAGUACGCGAUGUCGGCCGAAGUGUUGGAGCCAAAGGACAAGAAAAAGGACGAGGCUGUGUUUGCCGUUACCACGGACCAGAGGACAUACCAGUUCAAAGCUGAUAGCGCUGUGAGCGCAAAGGAGUGGGUUCGCGCCAUUCAGAAGGUUAUUUUCCGAACGCACAACGAGGGAAGCAGCGUCAAAAUUUCGCUACCUAUCCAGAACAUCCUCGAAAUUGAGGAGAGUACUAUCCUAGACCUUGCCGAUACGUUCAGAAUCCGAGUGAUAGAUAACGACGAGACCUACGCCAUUGACGAGUAUUUCUUCUCGUUCUUGUCAAACGGACAAGACGCAUUGAAUGUGCUACGUAUAAUGGUCAAUGACAAUGAGCAUCACCAAAAGCAAGAUGCCGAGGGCAAAGGGUUGGCCGAUAAGCUAACAAUUACCGUCGGCGCUCUGGACCAGACAGCGACAUCUGGCAACAAUUCCUUUCAUCCUCCGCAAAUCACAGAGAACGUCCGAGCCACCUUGUCACCGCUACCAUCGCCGUACCUUGAGCGUACAAGUGCUGAGUCGGGAAGGUCGAGUCUUGACAUUAACCGCAGAAGUGCAGACUUGCGGCGGAGUAUGGACGCAAGCCGCAGCCUGCGACGCCCUAGUCAUGAGACGCGUCGUAGCUUCAGUGGAAGCCGUCAGGCGAAGCAGAAAGGUCGGGACAGGUCCCCAUUAUCUCCAAAGCCACAGGACUCCUCCGGCUCCGCUGCAAACUCUCUCGGCCCUGGAACAGAGUCUUCAGUUGCAGUAGAGUCUUUCGAUGAGGUCAACAAUUCCGCGAGCCAGAUUCUGAGUGGGAGUGACGUCUUCCGCGCACCGACCUCCCCUCCACCGACCAGAGUCGCCCCUCAGGCAUCCGGACUUGCACUCGGUCAUUCUGAUGAGACGGCCCGGUCCAAGCGUCCCGAGUACACGCAACAUGAAUCUUCUACACCGUCACCACAACACCCCACCACUACUCCGGAUAGAAGGCAACCGCAACUUGGCACGCCAAGUCCUGAGGGCGAUACAGACUCUCAACACCUUCACAAUCGUCUGGAAGCUUCGACGUCUACACUGCAGAACAUUGCUUCCUACCCCAUUCAAAAGGCUUCGGGGAUCGCUGGCUUCCUGCGCAACCGUUCGAAAAGAGUGAGCGGCUUCGUCGCUGCUGAGUCGAUGCAGUAUUACGAGAAAGUGUCGGGAAUGCUGGCGGGGGGAAGGAAGCGUUACACCGCCAGGGAGGGUUUAGAGGGGUACGAGCAAGGCUAUGAGGUGGAAGACGAUGAGGACGCGGCCAAGGCGACAGAGAGCUUCCGCGAGCAUUUUGCCCUACCGGAUACCGAACAGUUGCAGUCUUCUUUCUUUGCUUCGCUACAGCGGAUACUACCCAACUACGGCAAGAUCUAUAUCAGUACCCGGUUCUUCUGCUUCCGCGGCCUGAUGCCAGGUUCGAAAUUGAAGGUCCUCAUACCAAUGCGCAAGAUAGAGACCGUCAACAAAGAGAAGGGAUUUCGACCGGGAUAUCAUGCGCUUACCCUGGUGAUCCACGGAUACGAAGAUCUAUUCUUUGAGUUCAGCAAGGGGGAAUAUCGCGAAGAAUGUGCCAUUGAAGUUCUUCGCAUAGUGGAAGAGGCGAGAUAUAUGGAUGAUGACCAAUCGUCCUCUGGCGUCGAAAGUGACGAUGAGCUGGCCAAGGCGGAGCAUGAGCUUCUGCAAGACGGUCGGCCAGCUGCCGAGCCCGCGAGCUCCACAGACAUAUCCCAUCUUGCCCUUAUGGACCAGGAUCGUAUCACGUUGAUCUUCGACGACCCUCAGGCUUCCAUCGUCGACUUCAAGCCGUCGGAGCCUUUGAAUAUCGUAUGCUUGACUAUCGGCUCCCGUGGAGAUGUUCAACCCUACAUAGCUUUAUGCAAGGCGCUGAUGAAGGAAGGGCAUAAGACACGGAUAGCAACCCAUGCUGAGUUUGAACCUUGGGUCAGGAAGCAUGGAAUCGACUUUGCGCCUGUCGAGGGCGACCCGGCGGAACUGAUGAGGAUCUGCGUGGAACACGGGAUGUUCACCUACAGCUUCAUGAAGGAGACGAAUAGCAGAUUCCGCGGUUGGCUCGACGGCCUAUGCCACACCAGCUGGGCGGGAUGCCAGGGUGCAGAUGUCCUGAUCGAGAGCCCAAGCGCAAUGACCGGAAUCCAUAUCGCCGAGGCUUUGCAGAUCCCGUACUUCCGCGCUUUUACGAUGCCCUGGACGCGGACUCGGGCGUACCCGCAUGCGUUUACCGUCUUGGAGAGAAAGCUUGGGGGUACCUACAACGCCAUCUCGUACAAGUUGUUCAACGUUCUCUUCUGGAAGGCGAUUGCGGGGCAGAUCAACACUUGGCGACUGGCAGAGUUGGGUCUCCAACCCACGUCGUUGUCGGGAAUGCAGGCGGACCUGAGGCCGUUCCUGUACAACUUCAGCCCCUCUGUCGUUCCCCCACCGUUUGACUGGCCAGACUGGAUCCGGGUUACCGGCUAUUGGUUCCUGGACGAAGGGGAAGGGGACUAUGAGCCUCCCGCCGACCUGAUGGACUUCAUCGCCCGCGCAAGGCAGGACAAGAAGAAGUUGGUGUACGUGGGCUUUGGGUCUAUUGUGAUUGACAAUACCGCAGCCUUCACGAAGACGGUGGUGGACGCUGUCCUGAAAGCUGACGUACGAUGCGUCCUGUCGAAGGGUUGGUCUGAACGGCUGGCGGACGAGGAUGCACCGAAGCGUGAAGUCCCUCUCCCACCGGAGAUAUUCCAAAUCCAGUCUGCGCCCCACGACUGGCUGUUCAAGCAGAUGGAUGCGGCGGUGCACCAUGGUGGUGCUGGGACUACUGGUGCAAGCUUACGGGCGGGCCUCCCGACGGUCAUCCGACCUUUCUUUGGCGAUCAGUUCUUUAACGCUUCGCGUGUCGAGGACCUUGGUGUCGGCAUCUGGCUCAAAAAGUUCUCCACCAACUCUUUCGGGCGAGCCCUGUGGCAGGUAACGAACGACGAAAGGAUCAUUGUCAGGGCAAAAGUGAUAGGGCAGAAGAUACGCAAGGCACGCUCCAGCACGACCGUGGAAGUUGAGGGUGCUAACGUGGAACAGGAGAACGGCGUCCAGGUGGCGAUUCAGACCAUCUACCGAGAGCUUGAUCGUGCCAAAGCGUUGGUUGUAAAGCACUCACGGAAACCGGGCGACGAGCAUAACGACGACGAGGACGACACAGUCGAACUGGAUGAUGGCUGGAUGAUGGUGUCGGACCACCCCGAGCUAGACGUAGCUCAGGCGGAUGCGCUCAAGGAGGCAGUGGCCGGCAUGCAACAGGCUUCGACAGAGGCACCCGGUCCGGGAGGCAGUUCACUGGCAGUAGGGAGCAUGGUCUUGAAGGGCGCCGCCACGGAUGAUGUAUUUAAGAAGGAUUGA
This is a messenger RNA of Westerdykella ornata, 4774 nucleotides long. Its product is annotated as sterol 3-beta-glucosyltransferas-like protein. Gene Ontology annotation, molecular function: UDP-glycosyltransferase activity; hexosyltransferase activity. The transcript has 5 exons. The record is from RefSeq and is a predicted model, not a curated record. Bases 374 to 4774 code for a protein of 1466 amino acids. NCBI's taxonomy places the organism in Eukaryota, Fungi, Ascomycota, Dothideomycetes, Pleosporales, Sporormiaceae. Gene Ontology annotation, biological process: carbohydrate metabolic process.